AUGGACGAUUCUGAUGACCUUGCUGAGGCAGCCAAACUUCCCUAUGACCCACAAGACUUCUCUGCCGACUGCAUCGAAAGCCUUAGUCAGGUCAACAGAGUUCAACGAGUGUUGCUCUUGGCUUUUUUCAUGGAGUUCAGCACAGAGAGCACACCUUGCUUAUAUUGGGGACAGCAUCCGUCAGCUGUUCCGGAACUUGCCCCAUAUUCCAACUGGACUGGAAGAGUUCAAUCAGCUUUUGCAUCACGGAAAGGCCUCCUGCUUGGUAUACCUAAACAUGGAUUACAUCUGAUCCUUUUACUUUACAUUAUACCGAGCGCGUUGAGUCGUCCACGUGAGGCUUCAGAUGUAAACAAAUGUGGCGAGAGCUUGGUUGGUCAAGUUGUUUGCGGCAAAGAGUUAAUUAUGGAACCACUUAUAGAGGCUAUUGUAGUUACAUCAAACAAUACUGGUGCGGAGUCAGUGCAGGUGUAUGAUGUGGCAACAGGCACCCACUUGAAGAGUUACAGAGGGGAUAUUUCAGCUCAGUCUACACUAUGCUUUGUAGGUCAAGCAGAAUACCUGAUGGCAGCUGUCAGAGAUAAACCGUUCCUCCAAGCAUGGGCCCUUCCCCGCCAUGAGACCUUGCAGAUAAGAUUAAUUGUUCCUGGAAAGGCUUGUGCAAUGGCCAUCAGCCCCAGUGGACCCAAAUACUGUGUUAUUGGUAUUGCAGAAAAGUUAACAGUAUACAAGCUUGUAACUGGACGCAUGAUUGGGGUGUCCAGUAGGCAUUAUCAGCCAGUUACUUGUGUGAAGUUUACACCAUGUGGCAAUUAUUUUGCCUCUGGGGGAGAAGACGGCUUUGUCUACCUGUGGAGUUUGGCCACUUUCAUAGAGACUUUGCACAAGCAGGAUGCUCCACAAGUACAGCCACACUUCAUCUUGGGACAACAUUCAGAUAAGGUCACUGACUUGGCCAUGACCUCCUCAGGAAUGCAAGGGUUCCUAGUCUCUUCUUCACUGGACCACACUGCCAAGGUGUUCGAUCUCGUCACAGGGCGUCUCAUCUACAACAUCAUCUCCGGCACAGGCAUCACCAGCGUGGCAUGCAACAGCUUAGGUUCUCAAGUGUUCUUGGGGAACAACAAUGGCACAGUCAAUAUUGCUAACUUGCUGCCACAUCCACCUCCUGGCGACGUGCAGGUCAGCAGCAACAAUAUGUGCCAUACAAACAGUGUGAGACAUAUAGUGGUAACCACUACAGGCAACCAGCUUGUCACAGGUGGGGAAGAUGGUGACGUGAAGGUGUGGAGCAUUGCUGGCUUGCCCUUGGCGAGUCUUGAAAAUGCCAGUAAACAUGACCCUUCACUUGCCCUCCAAAAGAUUGUCCACACAGGCCGUGGACGCAUUAAUAACUUGGCCAUUUUACGCACUGAUAGGGAGGCACUCUCAGAUGCAGACAGAGAGAUAGAGGAGGUCAUUGCUCCCUUCAGUCAGGACUUCUCUAAUCCACUCAAUACUGAAAUUAAUAUUCCUCUUCGAGGCAAAGGGAAACCACAGCCACAACAUUUGGACAUCUUCAAUUUUGCUACUGAUCCAUGUUUUGAUAGUGUGGAGCCAGAGAAGGGUCCAGACUACAAGAAUGAGCUUGAAGAAUCAGUCAUAAGCCUUCAGGAAAACAACAAGGAUCUCUACAAUUUUGCGAUGAAGCAGAUCCUGAGGAAAACGCCCAAAGGAGGAAAGGGAGGUUCUGACCAGAAAACCAAUUAUAAAGGAAAGAAAGCGAGUGCCAAUAAAAACAGAUAUUUUGAUACAAAGCAGAAAAAGUAGAAAGCCUUUUAUUUU
Messenger RNA from Penaeus chinensis, 1824 nucleotides. RefSeq names its product WD repeat-containing protein 18-like. Gene Ontology annotation, biological process: DNA-templated DNA replication; rRNA processing. The coding region runs from base 1 to 1809 and encodes 602 amino acids. Gene Ontology annotation, cellular component: nuclear pre-replicative complex. NCBI's taxonomy places the organism in Eukaryota, Metazoa, Arthropoda, Malacostraca, Decapoda, Penaeidae. The transcript is spliced from 11 exons. Gene Ontology annotation, molecular function: protein binding. The record is from RefSeq and is a predicted model, not a curated record.